AUGGUGGUAGACGAGGAAAAGGCAGAGACCAGCCGAGCACUCCCUCAAGAGAUCCAUGCUCCAAGAACCACAGCUACCCGAGAUGUAGAGCCAAACAAGGAGCUUGAAUCUCCUAAUGAAUCCACCAAUCCAGCUCUUGUGCGUCCAGAAAUCUCUCCGAGCGAAGGCUUGAACCCAGCAUUAGAGCAUAUCCCUACGCCAAUGGUAGUGCCACGAUCAAAACGGCGGGGACUACUUGGAUUAUUGACCAUUAUACCAGAAGUCGAAAAUCCACAAAACUAUAAGAAUGGUACUAAAUGGCUGAUAACAUUCAUUGUUGCAGUGGCAGGUGCUGCAGCACCGCUAGGAAGUGCUAUAUUCUUUCCUGCACUUACUGAACUCUCGGAAGACUUUCAUGCUUCCAAAACACUCACCAAUCUCGCUGUGGCCAUGUAUCUUUUAGCUAUGUCUAUAUUUCCACUCUGGUGGUCCGCUUUUUCGGAGAUAUUUGGCCGUCGAACAAUAUGCUUGAUAUCUUUCGCGCUCUUUACGCUAUGGAGUGCUAUUGCCGCAAUAUCUACUUCCAUGGCAAUGCUGAUCGUAAUGAGAGUGUUAGGAGGGGGUGCAGCUGCCUCCGUUUUGGCUAUCGGUGCAGGAACUAUUGCGGAUAUUUGGGAGCCAAAGGAGCGUGGUCGUGCGAUGGGAAUAUUCUUCCUAGGUCCUAUGUUGGGGCCGCUCCUAGCUCCGAUUAUUGGUGGAGCAGUAGCGGAAAAAUGGGGCUGGCGAAGUACCCAAUGGUUUCAGACUAUCUAUGGAGGGGUAUUAUUGAUUCUGUUGUUAUUUUGCCUUCCUGAGACACUCACAAGACGAGCUCCAGUCGUCGAGGAACUCGCUGAUGGGAACAUUACAUCUCAUCGACCUAAUUUUGCUCCCUUGCCGACUUCGCCAUCUAUUCAACAUAGAAUGAAAAGGAUGGUAGUCAUUUCAAAACAGUCAAUAAUUGAUCCAUUAAAGAUAUUGGGCUAUCUUCGAUUUUCAGCCGUCUCGGUCACAGUCUACAUCGGGAGCAUAACCUUUGGAUCUUUAUACAUAUUGAACAUUGCUAUCCAAAAGACAUUUGGGGAGGAGCCGUAUGAGUUUUCUGAGGUAGUAGUCGGGCUGACAUAUAUCCCAGGCUCACUAGGCUACAUUGUGGCAGGUUUUGUGGGAGGUAAAUGGUCGGAUGCUAUCAUGCAUCGAGAAGCUCGUGCUGCAGGGCGAUUUGAUGAAUCGGGAAAACUAAUUCUCCGACCAGAAGAUCGCAUGAGAGAAAACGUUUUACUUGCUGCUGCUAUUUAUCCUGCUGGUCUUUUAUGGUUUGGAUGGACUGCAGAGGAAGGAGUUUAUUGGAUCGUCCCCUUGAUUGCGAAUUUCUUCUUUGGGUUUGGAACUAUGAUCAUUUUUUCCACUGCAACUACUAUGUCAGUAUCUCCUUCGCGAAACCAACAAAUCAUUCAGAGAACUAUUUCCAAUAAUGCAAAAAUAGGCUUACGGAGUUUCUCCCCAAACGAAGUUCGAGCGGUGUAG
Botrytis fragariae is the source of this 1545-nucleotide messenger RNA. Its product is annotated as putative mfs multidrug resistance protein. Bases 1 to 1545 code for a protein of 514 amino acids. Gene Ontology annotation, molecular function: polyamine transmembrane transporter activity. Gene Ontology annotation, biological process: intracellular polyamine homeostasis; transmembrane transport. The record is from RefSeq and is a predicted model, not a curated record. Lineage: Eukaryota; Fungi; Ascomycota; Leotiomycetes; Helotiales; Sclerotiniaceae. The transcript has 2 exons.